CUGACUGCACAGUGGAGUCCGGACAGCUUGGGACAGGGCUGAGGGAGCGCUAUGUCCCUUACGCUCCCAGCUGUGCUCUGGCUGGGGCUCUGUCUGGGCCAGAAGAUCAUGGCACAGAAUGAAUUUCUUCCUCAACCCAUUCUCUCAGCCCAACCUGGACGUAUGGUGGCCAUAGGGAAGACCUUGACCCUCUUGUGCCAAACCCCAUACUGGGACUUGGAGUGCGCGCUGCUUAAGGGUGAAAACUGGGAGCCCUUAGAGCGCUGGACCCUAAGUCAAUCCGGAAACACUUUCCUCUUCUCCCUCUACUCUGUGAGAGCCAGCGAUGGUGGGAACUUCCGCUGCAUUUACUACACAAGAAUAAAUAACAAGCAAUCCCUUCCUAGCAAUUCUCUGGAGCUGGUGGUGACAGGAGUCUAUACCAAACCCUCCCUGCGGGCCUGGCCCGGCCCACUGCUGAUCCCUGGGACGAAUGUGACGCUCCGGUGCCAGGCGUGGGUGGGCGGCCUGACGUUCUCCCUGCUCCGGGCUCAGACCUGGGACCUCCUGCAGCGCCAGACCCCGGCAGGGGACCGGGCCGACUUCCUGCUCCCGGCUGUGGGCGCCUGGGAUCCCCAGGGCUACCGCUGUGUGUAUUUCCAUCCAGUGGCCCCAAGUGCCUGGUCAACGCCCAGUGAUGUCCUGGACCUGGUGCUGAUAGGAUCCCACCUCAAACCGUCCUUCUCAGCCUUGCCCAGUCGCGUGGUGGCUCCAGGCGGGACCGUCACCCUCAAGUGCCAGGGGCCUCACCAGGGGGUCAUAUUCGCCCUGCUCAGUGCCAGAACCCUGGAGCCCCUUCAGCUCCAGAAGCCAUCGCGAAUGGACCAGAACUGGGUUCUCUUCAAACUUUCUACCGGGAAAGCUAACGAGACGGGAAACUACAGCUGCGCUUACUAUGUGACUUCCUCGGAGCUGUCGCAGAUCAGCGAGACCCUGGAGAUCUGGGUGAUGGACUCACUCCCCAAACCGACCCUGUCGGCCUGGCCGGGCCCCGAGGUGGCCUUGGAGGGGAACGUGACCCUGUGGUGCAGGGGGCCGCUGCGGGCCGUCUGCUUGGCCCUGUUCCGGGAGGGAGAAGCCAGACCCCUGCAGAUCCGGUAUCCCGGCCUGGAUGGGGUCCGAUUCCCCAUCGCCAAUGUGAGCGCCGCCCACGCCGGACGUUACAGCUGCCGCUACCACACGGACUCCGACGGCCACAUCCCGGCUGAGCCCAGCGACUGGCUGCUGCUGGUGGUGGCAGACCCAGGGAACAGAAACCUCCUCUUUACAGCCCUGAGCAGUGCCUUCUUCCUCCUCCUAGCCUUCCUCCUCCUCACUGCCUUCCUCUGCCACCGACGUAAACAGUCCAGAGCCAAGAGUCUCUCCCUUCCGGCAGCAGGGGCAGGCCAAGCAGAGGACCUGAGGAGCUGUCGACACUCCAGGGAUGCCAGGAAACCCAUGGCAGAGACCGGGAUAUCCACUGUGGGUGCCCAAAAAAGGCAGGAAUAUCUGACCCCAGACCUGCUGGACCCCGAGACUGAAGACCCUCAGGACGUGACCUACGCCCAGCUGAACCCAGACAUCCUCAAGAGAGGGGCGGAGGGCACCCCGGACCCUACCCCCGAGCCCAGCCUAUAUGCCGUCAUUGCUGGGCAGUGAGGGGCUGCCAACACACUCAGAACUCAGAGGGAGAGUCCCAGCUUUGGGGGAGCUUUUGGAGCCUCUUUGAGAGGAGCGGUGGCCAAGAGAAAAGCCAGAUGCUGGGGGACAAGACGCCUAGGUUCGGUGGGGAGAGCCACCGCCCGGCAGGGAUGGUUGCUGGCUCAAGGAUUCUGUCCUGGGCUUCACCUCCUCUAAUAAAGACACUUGCCCCCCUCUC
Ornithorhynchus anatinus (platypus) is the source of this 1897-nucleotide messenger RNA. RefSeq names its product immunoglobulin superfamily member 1-like. The transcript is spliced from 11 exons. The record is from RefSeq and is a predicted model, not a curated record. Lineage: Eukaryota; Metazoa; Chordata; Mammalia; Monotremata; Ornithorhynchidae. Bases 52 to 1677 code for a protein of 541 amino acids. Gene Ontology annotation, cellular component: plasma membrane.